Molecule: messenger RNA, 2215 nt
Organism: Pelobates fuscus (common spadefoot toad)
Lineage: Eukaryota; Metazoa; Chordata; Amphibia; Anura; Pelobatidae
Gene: TMBIM1
Product: transmembrane BAX inhibitor motif containing 1
Exons: 12
Coding region: 176-1195 (339 amino acids)
Biological process (GO): negative regulation of apoptotic signaling pathway
Cellular component (GO): endoplasmic reticulum; Golgi apparatus
Source: RefSeq, a predicted model, not a curated record
AGAAGGGAGUGUAACAAACAUUCAUGUUAUCCACACCCAAACCCUGCUAGUCUGUCUAACUGGUAGAGUGGGAUCUAGGGCUGCUUACUCUAAUCUACCCAGGAGAGAGGAACAGGGCUCCCUGUCCAGAUCAUCAGGUUUUAUAAAAGGCUUUGUAUAAGUGUGCAUCGCUGCCAUGUCCUCCUAUCCCAGUGCGCCACCACCUUACAAUGACCGAGACCCUCUGAAUACAGCUGGUGGGUAUCCACAGCCAGGGGGCUACCCUGCACCUGGUCCAUAUCCUCAGCCAGGCGGGUACCCUGCACCUGGUGGAUAUCCACAGCCCGGUGGGUACCCACCUGCAUAUGAUCAGCCUGGGGGCUACUACCCACAGCCAGGAGGCUAUCCUGCACCUGGAGGAUACCCAGAACCAGGAUAUAACGAGGCUCCGAAGCCUCCAGUGAUGCCCAUUUUGCCCACAAUCCCUCUGAACACAGGUGAUGCGGAGAUGUACGGAACGAAUGAUGGUGGAAGUUUUGGCUCAUGGGAUGACAAAGCUGUGCGUCAUGCGUUUAUUCGGAGGGUCUACACCAUCAUUAGCGUCCAGUUACUGGUUACUGUGGGCAUUAUCGCUGUCUUCACCUAUGUGGAUCCUCUUAGAAACUUUAUACGCGCUACUCCUGGUAUAUACUAUGCCUCCUAUGCUGUCUUCUUUGUGACAUACAUUGUCCUUGUGUGCUGUGAAGGCCCCAGGAGACGUUUCCCAUGGAAUAUAAUCCUUCUGGCAGUAUUCACACUCGCCAUGUCCUUCAUGACAGGAACCAUAGCAAGUUAUUACAGCUCAAAAGCCGUCCUGAUCUGUAUGGGGAUCACUGCUAUAGUCACAAUCGCAGUCACUAUCUUCUGCUUUCAAACCAGGGUGGAUUUCACAUCCUGCGGGGGACUCUUUGCCGUCCUGGGAAUCGUAGUCUUUAUUACAGGAAUUGUUACUGCUAUCGUCCUGGCAUUUAAAUACGUGUACUGGCUGCACAUGCUGUAUGCUGCGAUUGGAGCGAUUGCUUUCACACUGUUUCUGGCGUACGAUACUCAGCUGGUUCUUGGAAAUAGGAAACACACGAUCAGUCCAGAGGAAUAUGUAUACGGAGCACUGAAGAUCUACACAGAUAUUGUCUACAUAUUUACCAGCCUCCUUCAGAUCGUUGGAAGCAGGAUGUAGUAACGAUGAAAGGAUACACACUGCUUUCAGAACACUCUGCUUUUGACAACACUCUAAGGGAUCUUCUAAGCCAUGUGAUGAAAUGGGAUCUAUACCAGGCCGGCUUAUGUAUUUACAGAGACAGCUAAAACAUUGAUUCACUUUUUAGAAGGUUCCUAAAUCUACCAUAACUACAUGGGCUGUAACUUUCACAUGUGCCUCGUUAUAUUGGUAACCUGAAAGAGCGGUUCCGAAAGCCUUCCUCAAAGACCCCACUGACUUGGCUUUAAUAUCCUGGAGGUUGUUGAGGGUUAUUGUAGAACAUUUAUUUCUGUGGUAGGAGCUGCAGGUUCAUCAAUAGACCAUUUAAAGCUUCACAUAUGGGAUUUGGGCCAAUUCACUAGUAUAAUUUAUAUCAGAUUAGCUCAGAUUGUCUAUGGGGAAAACAUUUAGAGGACAUUUGCAGUUUUGGGCCUAAAAUUUGAUAUUCUUUGUCUGUUUUCUACAGUACCUGUUUUAGUGUUUAACACUGACAGGGUUUUUCACCGAGCCAAGAAUUUAUGGUGAAUCUCAAAUUUUAGGCAAAUACAACCGAAUGAGUAAAAAUCACCAACUCCGCUCUUUUAAAAAAAGAUAUAUAUAUAUUCUUGUAAUUGUCCAUAAUUCUGCAUUUUAAUGAAUAAAGCUUUCAGUUUUUAUAUUCAGGACAUACUAUAAAUGACAAGAUGUCUCUACCAUGAUGUAAAGAUAAAAUGAAUCCCUUAAAAAGUGCUGUUUGCUAGGGCUUCUGUAAUUAACCGUUGACCCUGUUUGAAACACGACAGGUGACGACUGCUGCAGUGAAAAGAGCUACUCGUGCUAGGAGUUGUAAUCCAAAAAAACAUUUCCUUAAGUUUACAUAAAACUUGGCUUAAUGAAAGGCCUUGGACUGUAAAAUUAUUUUUUUUCGGAACGACAGCCAUGGGCUUAAUUUUAGAGCCAUUUACAGACACUCUCAGUGUAAUGUGUAAAUAUAAUGAUUAUUAAACAACGAGGAGUCUG